Messenger RNA from Gloeophyllum trabeum ATCC 11539, 2358 nucleotides. RefSeq lists its product as uncharacterized. The coding region runs from base 1 to 2358 and encodes 785 amino acids. The record is from RefSeq and is a predicted model, not a curated record. The transcript is spliced from 3 exons. NCBI's taxonomy places the organism in Eukaryota, Fungi, Basidiomycota, Agaricomycetes, Gloeophyllales, Gloeophyllaceae.
AUGGCCGCCGUCGCUUCACAACCUCCUCGUCCGGGCGCGAGGCGUUCACCUGCAGGCACCCCGGGACCUACCCAUACGCCUUCGUCUUCGAUAUCCAAAGGGGCAACCGCGCGUUCUGCCGUCUCCCCUCGCGUAAAUAGCUCGCUUGCUCCGGGUCGGAGAGCAUCACUGAAGGCUGCCACCCCCCCUCGUCUCAAUGGCGAGACGAAGGAGUCCCUUGCGGACUGCUUACGACGCGAGACAGACGAGAAGGAGCAGCUUUUGGUGCAAUUACAAAAUAAGGAGCAGAUCAUCACGAGUCUGACGACCGAGAAUGACAAUCUCUCUUCCGCUCUUAACGCGGCCGAAUCCAGGCUCACCGAGCUCUACGCCGAUCAAGGGCGCAUGGAGGAAGAGAUGGCUGCCAGGAUUGACAUUAUCGAGAAAUUGCGAAGUCAAGUCCGGGACCUGGAAAAGGAGAAGAGAGACUUGCUGCGUAGGUACAAUGAGCAGACCUCGACAUUCGAAGCCGAGAGACAGGCCUUCUAUGAUAACGAGCAACAUCUAAAGUCUCGUAUUGCGUCCCUGACGCAGGUACGCAAACAGGAGGUGCCGACUACUAGUGCGUCCGAGCCCGAGCUCGAAGCACAGGAAGAGGAAGAGGAAGCCUCUAAUGCCACAAAGGAGGCACCCCAGCCCGAGCAGCAGCAGGAUAUGAACGAUCCGGAGACCGAGCCAGCUGAGAUGACUGCCUUGAAGCUGGAGCUGUCGACUUUAUCCACUUCAUAUUCCUCCCUGCAGAGUACCCUCGUACUCUUGCAAUCCCAGCUGGUCGAUCUCAAGCGGGUGAAUCGGGAAUUGCAAGAGGAGAACGAGAGUUAUAAUAUCUUGCUGACGGAAAAGACUCUGAACGGGCAAUUCGAUCUGUUGAAGCAAGUAGCCGCGGCAUCCGCCAGUACUUCGAGUGACGACGAAGACGACGAACUGCCGGACAGCAGCGAGGUCGACCAAGGCAGUCUGCGUAGCUCUGCCCGAAGCCGUCUUGACAAAGUCGAGGAAAUCGCGGAGGAGGAAACUCUGGAAGCUGAACUCGAAAGGAGUCUUGUGCCCGAUGAAUCCGAAGCUGCGGCCCAAAGCGCGAGGAAGCGCGGCCACCGCAGAGGCGCUUCGACGUCUUCGAAAUCCCACUCGCCCGGUCCGCGCGGCGAAUCACUUGCGGAUCUUCCCAUUACUGGGCCUGGUCUCGAUCUCGCCGCCGAGCUCGGACGUGCGGAGAACAAAGACAUCCUCGAAGGAAACGCGAUCGACGACCGGGACCGCUCCGUUGUCAACGGUAAGCCGAGCAAGCGGUCGAAGAAAAGCAGCACCGAGGCUUCCCGCAAGGCCUCGACAUCGGGCGAUGCGGCGGAAACGAUACCAACCGACUUGGACACGCUGCGCAACGAAGUCAAGUCCUUGAAGGACGCCAACAAAGCCUUGUCGCUGUACGCUUCCAAGAUCAUCGACAGGAUUAUCGCGCAAGAAGGUUUCGAGCACGUCCUGGCUGUUGAUUAUGAAAAGCUACCUCCUACCCCAAAUCCCAAGUCGCCCGGCUUUACUACCUUCAAUAGCCCCCCGCCGCCAUCUAAGCCGCGUCCGCAAUCUGCUAUAUUCGGUUUCGGUACCUCUUCCACGGCGGACAAAUCGACUUCUCCUACAUCACCCACGCCUACCGCGACCAAUCCUCCGAAUCAACCACUUAACAGGCCCGUCACAAGAAAUAGGCGUUCCCUUUCUUUCGACUGGCGCAGCUUCUCGAUGUUUGGAAGUGAUAAGAAACAAGAUGUACCCACGCUUCGUCCUCUGACCCUUAAACCGGGGUCGAGUGCAGUCACCGGCGCCAGGAAGCUGGAUACCCAGGAAGACGAGGAAGAUAGACGCGAAAGGGAGAGAAUGAUCGCGACGAUGAAGCUCAUGGGCAUCGAGAAGCCCUCAGUGACACCCCCACCCCUCAUACAAAAGAGCAUUUCUGCUCCGGCCCCGCAGCCUGGAGUCACUUCUCCGACCCCCUCGCAUAAUAGUUCCAGCAGCGCUUCCCGAUUUUCGUUCUUCCGCUCACGCUCUGCGACCACCUCUGAUACAUCCUCCCUCAACUCUUCCAGCGUCCAACUCGGUCAACCACCAUUGACUCAAGAGGCUCUGGAACAAGCUGAGGCGGAGAAUAAGCUGGCCGCGUUGGAUGCCCACGAGCGUGCGCUCAGUGCGGAAAUUGCGAAAGGCGCUUCGGGAGGUUACACCGAGAUCACUCGGACCAGAAGAAGCCGCAGAAGCCAUGGCGAUAGUGGGAGCACUGUCUGGAGUGCCGGAAUGAGCAAGAACGGGGAAGACGGCGACGAAUAA